AUGGCUGUUGGCGGCUCCUGGACCAAUUCCGCUUUGGAGUCUCUAGAGCUGCUCUUGGAUACGCACUUUCCUGAAAAUCAGGAAGAGUGUGCUCCGAAUAGUCAUUUUGGCAGGUCCAGCGCGGGAGCAGUGAUGACUGAGAGGGGAAUACUUUGGGCCAUUCGCGGCUUUGAUCCAUUUAAGUCGGCUGGCCCUGACGACAUAGUGCCAGCAGAACUACAAUGCGCUGCAGAGGUCAUCCUUCCUUGGCUUAAGAUCAUCUAUGAGUGCUUUCCUUUAACGACUGUAGAAGGUGUGUUAGGACGUCAAGCGAUGCUGCCAUGUGACAUAGCUCCAAUGGAGCGAGAUGAUGCUGUAUAUAUGGUUUUGUGGUUUCGUGAAGGCGAUGGUGAACCUUUAUAUAGUUUUGAUGUUAGAGGUCGGCAAUUUGGUCAGGCAAAAUUAUGGUCAUCUCCGUCAGCAUUUGGCCAAAGAGCAUAUUUUAGUAGCACAUCACAUCCAGCACAACUAAAAGUAGAUAAUGUCAAAUUAACAGAUGAAGGAUUAUAUAGAUGUAGAGUAGAUUUUCGUAAUUCACCAACUCGAAAUGUUAAAGUGAAUCUCACCGUUAUAGUACCUCCUGAGAGGCCAAUAAUUUUUGAUGCAAAACGGCAUGAAAAAGCAAAAACAGUAGAGGCAUAUAAUGAAGGAAGUGAUGUGGUACUGAUUUGUGAAGUUCAUGGAGGUCGACCGCGUCCAAAUGUUACCUGGUAUUUAGAUAAUACAGUUAUAGAUGAAUCAUUCGAGCAUAAACCAGAUGGUACAACGGUGAAUCAUUUAUCAUUUCCAAAUAUUGGACGUCAACAUUUAGAUUCACGUUUAGUAUGCAUGGCCAGUAAUACAAAUUUAACACCACCGAAUAGUAAAGUUGUGAUUUUGGAUGUAAAUCUUAAACCAAUCGCUGUACAUAUUUUAACAAAAGAGAAAUUCGUUUCGGCAGAAAGAACUUAUGAUAUUGAAUGUAAAAGUUCAGGCUCGAAGCCAGCUGCAAUGAUCACUUGGUGGAAAGGAAAUAAACAAAUUAAAAGACUGGCAAAAAAUUUUUCAGAACCAGACAAUCAAUCUUUAAGUAUUUUGACAUUUACACCAACAAAAGAGGAUGAUGGAAAAUAUUUGACUUGUCGAGCUGAGAAUCAAUUCAUUCCAAGUAGUGACAUUGAGGACAAGUGGCGGCUAGUUGUACAUUAUGCACCAACAGCAGUUAUGAGAAUGGGUACAACUUUAAAUCCCGACGAUAUUAAAGAAGGUGAUGAUGUGUACUUUGAAUGUCAUAUUCAUUCUAAUCCCCGCCCAUAUAAGAUGUCAUGGUUUCAUAAUGGUAACGAAUUACAUCACAAUGUAUCAGCUGGUGUAAUACUUUCAGAUCAAUCAUUAGUUCUUCAAAAUGUAAAUCGUGGUGCAGCAGGUGAUUAUACAUGUUUAGCAGCAAAUACAGAAGGAAAAGGAACCAGUAAUGCUGUUACUUUAAAAAUUAGGUAUGCACCAAUUUGUAUUCUUGAACAUGAAGAACUAUUAGGUGCUCUAAAACAUGAAACAUUGACAUUAAAAUGUGAAGUUGAUGCAUCUCCACCGGCUGAUUCAUUUCAAUGGACAUUUAAUUCAUCUGGUGAACAAACUGAGCUUCCGGCCAAAUUACAUUCAAGUGAGACGGGUUUGUCACGCCUUAAUUAUACACCUACAUCCGAUCUAGAUUAUGGUACAAUUUCUUGUUAUGCCAGAAAUUCAAUUGGUCAACAGAAAACACCGUGUGUUUUUCAAAUUAUAGCAGCAGGAAAACCAUUUCCAUUACAAAAUUGUUCAAUAUCAAAUCAGUCAAGUGAUUCAUUACAAGUUGAAUGCAUUGAAGGUUUCGAUGGAGGCCUACCACAAGGAUUUAUUCUUGAGUUAGUUGAAAUGCAGAGUCUUCGCCUUGUAAGAAAUUUAAGUUUACAGAGACCUCCAGUAAAUUUUUAUGUUGAAAAUUUGGAGCCUGGAACCUCAUAUCGUAUUAUUUUAUCAGCUGUAAAUGCAAAAGGUCGCUCUGAUCCAACAAUAAUCGAUGAUAUUACAUUUAAAGGUGUUGCAAAAUAUACUGGUCCAUCGAAUGGUUUUAUGACAGUGCCGUUGUCACCAUUUUUAGCUGGAUUAACAUUAUUUGCAGCAUUAUUAUUUGCUAUUGCAUGUAUAAUUUUAGCGGCAUUAUAUCGUCGUUAUUCAAAUAAAAAUAGUGAAGCAAAUUUAAAAUCAACAAAACAUACACAGCUGCCCAUAAUGCCAUCAGAUUGUCAAUUGGAUCCACUUCAACCAACAAUACCAAAUCAUCAUCAUAUACAAAAUCAUAAUCAUCAACAACAAAAUCAUCAUCAUCAUACAAGAAAUUCUAGUGGAACAUCAACAACACCAUUAGGCAAUAAUGGUAUAAUUGGUCCAAAUAGCGGAAUUAAUUCUGGAGGUGGUGGUGGUUUGGUUAGUGGAGGUAGUGGUAUAUUAGGUAGUAGUAGUAUCAUAACUGGUAUGGGUGGACCAGAAUGUCAUUUAAUACAUAGACAAAGCCCACAAAUAUUAGGUGAUCCGCCUGAAGGUGAUGACACCGAUCCAGAUGUUAUACCAAAUCAGUAUGAAAAACGUCCACUUAAGUUACAGGGACAAAAUCCGCUCUUCCGUAGUCCGUCAGCACGUUUAAUACAGCGUGAUGGUAGUAUAAUAGAUGACAGCAGCAUUAGAAUAGGAUGUACAAAUACAUCAACAAUAGACAGUGGCUGUGGUACUAGUGUUGGCGGUACAACAAAUACAACCAUUGUAUCUAGUUUAGGUUCAUUAAUCGGUAAUACUUCAGCAAAUGAAGUUUUACAUUAUACAUUUAGGCCUAGUAAACAAAAUAGUUAUGCAACAUUAACAAAAAAUAAUCGUGGUAUAACUACAUGUAGUCCAUCAAUAAAUUCACAAUAUCAAAAUAGUCAGCCACCUCAGCCCCAACCAAUGGAAGUUAGUUUACUUAAUCCAAAUAAUCAAUCGGUAACAUCAUCAUUAAGUGAAUACCGGUUUCGACCCGAAGUUGUAACAACAUCGAACCGAAUACAGGAAAGUUGUAUAUAAAAAUAUAAAAUAAAUAUAUAUAUAUAAAAAAAGUCUUAAAAAAAUAUCUAAAUUAUAAAUUAAUUUAUAAAAAAAAUAUAUAUAUAUACAUAUAUAGAAAUAUAUAGAAAAUUAAUAAAGUUUUAAUUAUAAGGAUAAUAGUAAACUAAAAUGUAUUAAAAUUAAAAAAAGAAAAAUUAAUUAAAACAUAAA
Condylostylus longicornis is the source of this 3306-nucleotide messenger RNA. Its product is annotated as protein turtle homolog A. The record is from RefSeq and is a predicted model, not a curated record. Bases 1 to 3114 code for a protein of 1037 amino acids. The transcript is spliced from 17 exons. Lineage: Eukaryota; Metazoa; Arthropoda; Insecta; Diptera; Dolichopodidae. Gene Ontology annotation, molecular function: protein binding.